Aureococcus anophagefferens is the source of this 534-nucleotide messenger RNA. RefSeq lists its product as hypothetical. NCBI's taxonomy places the organism in Eukaryota, Pelagophyceae, Pelagomonadales, Pelagomonadaceae. Gene Ontology annotation, cellular component: lysosome. Bases 1 to 534 code for a protein of 177 amino acids. The record is from RefSeq and is a predicted model, not a curated record. The transcript has 2 exons. Gene Ontology annotation, molecular function: cysteine-type endopeptidase activity.
AUGGAGGGCGCCUGGAACUACAAGACAAAUAGCUCCAACGUCUUCUCCGAGCAGCAAAUUUUGGAUUGCGAGAUCGGCCCGAAGGCCUGCGACGGCGGUUUCAUGUACAAGGCCGUCGAGUUCCCCGAGAAGGACUACAAAUACGGUCUGUGGUCCAAGGGCGCGUGCAAGUACGACGCUUCGAAGGCCGUCGGCCACUUCUCGGGCUACGAAAACGUCAGCCACGGCGACGAGACCGCGCUCCAGGCCGCGGCCUACGCGCAGCCCGUCGUCUCCGUGGGCAUCGACGCGUCGAGCGUUUUCUUUCAGCUCUACUUCCGCGGCGUCUACGAUCACAAGGGCUGCAAGAACGGCGCGUCGGACAUCGACCACGGCGUCGCCGUCGUCGGCUACGGCUCCGAGGGCUCGAAGGACUACUGGAUCGUGCGGAAUUCCUGGGGAGCCUUAUGGGGCGACAAGGGCUACGUCAAGAUGGCGCGCAACAAGGACAACCAGUGCGGCAUCGCCACGAUGGCGUGCUACGCCGUCCUCUAG